AUGCACAAAUGCGACCAAAGAGAAAUUCCAACGUGUGGCAGUCAUUGUUGGCAUCAUUACGCAGCGAAAUUUGCAAUUUUUCACUACCCAUACGAAACAAAAGCUAAGGAACUGUUGUGGUCUACAAAUAGUGAAUAUCGUUUGCUUGCUGAUACAACACACCGAUCUAAAUUUUUGUCUGGAUGUUCUGCAGUCGGCUCUACCCCUCCGGCUAAAGAAGGAGUUUGGGUUUCUACGAUCCUGAAAUGUGCUGGUUCUCUUGAUCUAGCUAUUUGUUUAAGAGAGUUACAAAGAGGUGUUAACAGGAAAAGAGCUAAGACGUGCAUCAAGGUUUUUGGGACUCAAGUGCUUAAAUCGAACAACGAUUAUACUAAAGUGAAAUCUACCGUGCCACUACAACUUUACUCGCCGGAUUUUUGUCAUUUACUGAAUGAUAUACGGUAUAUUCGAGCAACUGGUCUUUACGAAAACGCUAACCGUUUUUUGUGGAUUAUGUGGACACCAACGAGUUCUAGCACCCUAACAAAUUCUUUUGCCGUUACUAGGUUCAGGCUUCUUAAUUCAUAUGUCUCUACUCAUGCCAAGCUUCCAUCGGAAGAGUGCUUCCUACAUUUGUUUCUCCACUCCAAGAAAGGGAAGUCCUUUAGUGAUCCGAUUGAAAGGAAGAAGGUGGAAGCUGAAAGCCAAUUUCUUACCGAUCUUUUGGAGACGAUUCGUCCAAAGUGCAGCAUACAACCUGUAGAAUCGCAUAAACUAUCCAUUCAAGGGAUGGAACAAGAAAAUUCAUGUGUGCCAUUUCAGUGGGAGGAUCUUUGUAAACAAUGGAAUGUUUCCAUUCAAGAGGCACCAGAUGGCCAUCAGUUUCUCUAUGAUGGAAGGGUAUCCAAAAUGCGCGAGCGAUCAGCAGCAGUGGCAGAAGGCUCUCCACAAGAGGGUUAUUGCUACUCGAAGGCAUAUCCUAAUUCUGAAUUAAAAUUGGAUCCUAAUCUCAUAAGGAACAGCUCAUCGCCGUCUUCUUGUGGACAAUACCAUCGACUGGCACGCGCUAAGUUUCGAGCACUUAAGUAG
Messenger RNA from Echinococcus granulosus, 1068 nucleotides. RefSeq lists its product as hypothetical. The record is from RefSeq and is a predicted model, not a curated record. Bases 1 to 1068 code for a protein of 355 amino acids. The transcript has 8 exons. NCBI's taxonomy places the organism in Eukaryota, Metazoa, Platyhelminthes, Cestoda, Cyclophyllidea, Taeniidae.